UUCAUGUUUUGAGAUGAACCUCGAAGAAAUUGUCGAAGAAACGUUUGUUAAAGAGCUUAUUGAGAAGAAACUUUCUUACAAGGAAAUAAGCAAGAGAAUCCAGCGACUAUUUCCAGGAGAAAGAGGAAUAAGUGCUAGAAGUGUGCGGAGGUACUGCUCAGAGAGGGGCUUAAACCCCAAGAGCUUGCGUUGGGUUUCAGAUGGAGACAUCAAAGGGAUGAUUGAAGCAAAUGUCAAACAGUACGGUCAUUUCUAUGGCCGCCGAAUGAUGCAAGGAACACUGAGAUAUCAGCUGAAUACAAACAGCCAGCAGUAUCAUGAAAUAAGUCAACGGCGAAUAGCAAAAGUCCUGCAAGAGGUCGCUCCUUAUGCUUAUGAGAAAAGAACACUUGACUUAUUGGAUAGAACAAACCCUAUACCUUACCAUGCUCCCUACUUUGGCUACAAAGUACACAUGGAUCAAAAUGAAAAGUUAGCUCAGUCAUUUGGUGUCACACAUAUACAUGCUUUAGAUGGUUGCAGCAGGAUGGUCCUUGGUUUCUUAUCAAUCCCCAAAAAGAAUCCUAUCCUUAUUUACAAAUAUUUGUUUAGACCACUACUUCUUCAAUAUGGGCUUUUUGAACAACUGCGUGUAGAUCAUGGAACAGAAUUUUGUCUGUGUAUUUUUGUCCAGGAACUCUUGAAGAAUUACCGUUAUGACCAAAGAAGAGAACCUUGGAAGCAAACUACCUCAACUAGGAAUUACCGUGCUGAGAGAAUGUGGCCAGAGGAGAAUCAAAGGGUCAACUAUCCUCUAAAAAGAGCACUCUGUCUAUUAUUAGAGCAAGAUAUGGUUAACAUGGAAGACCCUCUCACUGUAUUUGCGGUGUCUUGGGUAACAAUACAUGUUAGCAAAGUUGGAUCAGAAAACAUGAUAAAUUCUUGGAAUUAUCAUCGAAUUCCUGGUCCAAAAGGGUGUGUCCCCGUGGAAAAAAUGAAAGAGUCCAACAAGGCUGUUUGUUUACCACAGCAUUUAAUUCCUACUACUUCAGAGGUGGUUCGUAUGUAUGAGGAACGAGGUGGACAACUCAAUACGGAUCCAAGUAUUGGUUAUGACCCAAUUGUACACUUUCAAGGUUUGCAAGAUUCCAGAGAGAAUAUGUUUCAUUUGAAAAACCCAACUUUUGAAGAAAUAUUUUCAGAUGUGGUACAUGGCGAUGUACAUACAUUUUUAUCUGCAAUUCAAAGCUUUAUUGAAAUAACACAGAUGCUUUCACCUAGUAAUUGACAACAUAUUCAAAUGAUAGGGGUUUGACAUUAGUGUCUGCCAAACUCUACGACCUUACUCAUAUAUAUUGUAAGUUUUUAGAAAAUAAUAUCUAAGUCAUCAAACACAUUUACAUUUUAUUUUAAGUGAAUACUGGAAGAAACAAAUAUAGUAAGGUAAUUGUAACGACACUUUCCAACUAAAGUUUUUUUUCUUUCCUUUUCAGAAGCUUUUAUCGUAAGCCAUAUAACCCAAUUCAAUAAUUAUCUUUACCAAUGUUUUUCUCUUCGUGGGUGUUUCAGAAGUUUUUUGUAUACGUUGUAAAUUCAAAAUGCAUUGAAAUAAGUUACUUGCAUUGACAUCAAGGUUAAUGGCUCUGAAACUUUCUAUGAAACAAGCACUACACAGUCUUGUAGAGCAAAGGCAGGAAAACUAUGGAAUAAAAACAUGCUAAAUACUAAGAAAGAGUAGAUAUUUAGAGACAACUUGUCAGUAUCAAUCAUCCAGAACUUGGUCAAAGACAGAUAAUUACAUAGUUCUGGUUGAGUGAUACUGACAAUUUGUCUCUAAAUAUAAUAUGUUAUAUAUCUGCUAUUUGUUAGUACUUAGUACUUGGCCCUCGACAGUCUAAACCUUUCAACAUUUCAUUUCUGAUACUGAGCUCUAAGGUGGUUUUUAAAAAUGUUAAAUAAUAGAAAAGUUUUCAACUACAACGUUUUAUUAAAAUUUUGAUCAAAUUUACAACGCUGUUAAUUUCUUGUUUACUACCAACAAAUGUUUGACCUUGGCAAACAUUUAUUAUUUACCUCUAAACUGUCAAUUCUGGUAUCCUAAAAAAUAAUAAAUGCAACCAGAAAGUAUAAUAACAGAAUACGAGUAAUUAAUUAGUUAUGACCCCAUUGCAUUAAGUACUAAGA
Messenger RNA from Exaiptasia diaphana, 2163 nucleotides. RefSeq lists its product as uncharacterized. The record is from RefSeq and is a predicted model, not a curated record. The transcript is spliced from 5 exons. Lineage: Eukaryota; Metazoa; Cnidaria; Anthozoa; Actiniaria; Aiptasiidae. Bases 14 to 1267 code for a protein of 417 amino acids.